Hevea brasiliensis (rubber tree) is the source of this 1884-nucleotide messenger RNA. RefSeq names its product crossover junction endonuclease EME1B. Gene Ontology annotation, biological process: DNA repair. Gene Ontology annotation, cellular component: Holliday junction resolvase complex; nucleus. The transcript is spliced from 12 exons. Gene Ontology annotation, molecular function: nuclease activity; DNA binding. Lineage: Eukaryota; Viridiplantae; Streptophyta; Magnoliopsida; Malpighiales; Euphorbiaceae. Bases 120 to 1805 code for a protein of 561 amino acids. The record is from RefSeq and is a predicted model, not a curated record.
CUCUUAACCAAACAGAUCCCUUCAUCAUCGAUCCCGCGCUUCUUCGAAGACGACCACAGUCAUGGUGCUAGAAGCAAAAAACUCUUCACUCUCGAAUUUGCUCUUUCAUAUUUGCGUCAAUGUCUAAUCCAAUCAUCAUCUCCGACGACGAAGACCAAAAGACUCCACUACCGUAUCUACCCAAAAAACCCAGAACUGGACCUGACCCGCUCCCUACUAUUCUCGUGCUCGACGAUGACCCGACCCCACAGAAACUACGGCCUGCCUCCUCCUCAUUCUCCUCCACUCCCUCUUUCGUUGCCGACACUCCAAUGUCUGAUAUCUCUAUCGUGAAAUGCACAAUGGGGACUUCAAAUCCCCAAAUUGUGGUUUCCAAUUGCGAUCCAAAGCCCUCAGGAAAUUGUGGAUUUAUGUGUUUGGAAUCCGAAAAUGAUGAAUCGGAAAGUGAAUCUGUAAUGGGAAAUCAGAAGAACACAACAAUGGGUAAUAGUGAUGAUGAGAUAGAGAAGACGGGGUGGAGUUCUAGACUAUUUGCUUCCAUUGAUUCACUUGGGGAUGGUAAUCUGGCUCAAGCAUCAGGGGACACUUCUUCCCAAUCCAUUUUCUUGCAAGGUGAUAUCAAUCAGGUAAGUAGUCCUGAUAGAGAAGAUUUUAGCAUGGAACAGAUGAGCAGGACUGUAAAACCCAGAACUAACGUUAAUUCUGACAAGAAUAGUACAAAGAAGGUAGCGGGGAAGAAGAAGAUGACAAAAGAGGAAAGAAUUCGAUUAACAGAAGAAAAAAAGCUCAAAAAAGAACAAGAGAAGUUGCAAAAAGCAGCUUUGAAGGCUCAAACUGCAGAGCUGAAAAAAUUGGAGAAGGAAAAGCAGAAGUGGGAAAAAGGGAAGUUAGCUCUAAAAUCUAUAGUUGCUGAGUUUGAUUCUAAGGUAGUUGAACAGGGUUCAGUUGGAGGACAUUUGCUUAUCAGGUUUGCUGAGAAAGGCCUUACAUACCGCAUAACAUCAAAUCCAAUUGAAAAAUCAAUUGUCUGGACUAUGAGUGUUCCAGAACAUAUUUUGCAGCUUUCUCCUGAAGGAACCGAGGUACGGUAUGUGUUACUUGUAUAUGAGGCUGAGGAAUUCUGCAAUCUUGUUAUCAAUGAAUCACUUCUGGACCAUGUUUCUAGAGUUCAAAAUUGUUAUCCAUCUUAUACAAUUUGCUAUCUCACAAAUAAGCUGAUGGCUUAUAUCAAUAAAAGGGAAAAGGAACAAUACAAGAACCCAGAAAAUGAUAAUGCUUGGAGAUGUCCACCUAUUGAAGAGGUCCUGGCAAAACUGACCACUCAUUAUUCCAGGGUACAUCAUAGGCAUUGUAGAGAUGAAGCUGAACUCGCUGAACAUAUUGUGGGUUUGACUUGCAGCCUGGCAACUUGCCAAUAUAGAAAUAAGUUAACGCGACUAUCUGUGAACGCUAAUGGUUCCCUUAUCCCAAAGGACUCUAUUGACAAGAAUUUUAUAAAAAAGAGUCCAUGGUUAAAAGCUUUGGUAGCUAUCCCAAAGGUGCAGCCACGAUUUGCUGUUGCUAUAUGGAAGAAGUAUCCUACCAUGAAAUCUCUUUUACGUGUUUACAUGGAUCCUAGUAUAUCGGUGCAUGAAAAGGAAUUUCUGCUCGAGGACUUGACCACAGAAGGUUUACUUGGUGGUGAAAGAAGAGUAGGUCAGAUUUGUUCAAAGCGAGUCUACAGAAUACUUAUGGCUCAAAGUGGAAGCAUCAGAACUGAUGAUGUUGAAGAUGGUGCUGAUUUUUUCAGGCAUCAAUCGUCUUGAAUAACUUUACAAUGCGAUUCUUUGUAAUCAAGAUAGAAGAUUAUAUAUAUAUAUAAUGUUUGUGAUUACUAAUUAUUUC